Messenger RNA from Thyridium curvatum, 924 nucleotides. RefSeq lists its product as uncharacterized. The transcript has 2 exons. Bases 1 to 924 code for a protein of 307 amino acids. NCBI's taxonomy places the organism in Eukaryota, Fungi, Ascomycota, Sordariomycetes, Thyridiales, Thyridiaceae. The record is from RefSeq and is a predicted model, not a curated record. Gene Ontology annotation, molecular function: FMN binding.
AUGUCUCCCUCCGAAGCGCAGCUCAAGGCCCGGUCCGAAGCCGAGAUCAAGCGCAACCCGCACCCGGACUUCAAAACUGUCCAGGCCUCGCGCCCGCCCUUCGACGCCUCCAGCACCUUCCGCUACACCCAGACCCCCGCGCCGUCAUGGAAGUUCGGCACCGGGGCCAACGACCUCGAGACGCCUGAGCAGCGCGACGCCAAGCACGUCGCCAUCGACCCCUACGAGCAGGGCCGACCCGCGGCCUUCAACUACAAGCUGCUCAUCAGCGCCAUAGUGCCCCGGCCCAUCGCCUUCGUGUCGACGCGCUCCGGGGACGGCAAGGCCGAGAACCUCGCGCCGUUCAGCUACUUCCAGAUGAUCGGGCACGACCCGCCGCUCUUCGUCGUUGGCUUCGCCAGCGCGCUGGCCGACGAUAGCUCCGCGCGCGACUCGCUGCGCAACCUCGUCAGCAGCGGCGAGUGCGUCGUCAACAUCAUCAGCGAGCACUUUGUCGAGGCGGCCAACGCCGCGAGCGUCAACGCGCCCUUUGGCGCGAGCGAGUGGGCCGUCAGUGGGCUGACGCCGGUCUACGACUGCGUCGAUGUCAAGUGCCCGCGCGUGGGCGAGGCCAUCUUCAGCGUCGAGACCAAGCUCGAGAGUGUGCGCGAGUUUGAGAGCCGGCGGACGCCUGGGAAGAAGACGAGCGUGAUGGCUGUGCUCGAGGGUACCCGGUUCUGGGUGCGUGAGGAUGCACUGAACGAGGAUAGGAAUCUGGUGGAUCCGACCGUUUUAAGACCCGUGAGCCGUUUGGGUGGCAUUACGUACGGCCGAGUCACCGAGGCUUUUGAGAUUCUCCGUCCAGAUUGGGACAAGGACUUGGGUGGUCAGGAUGCUUACGAUAAGCUGGACGUAGAAACUAACCCUGGCAAAGAAAGUACUUAG